Amyelois transitella is the source of this 1236-nucleotide messenger RNA. RefSeq names its product LIM/homeobox protein Lhx5 (gene Lim1). Gene Ontology annotation, molecular function: RNA polymerase II transcription regulatory region sequence-specific DNA binding; DNA-binding transcription factor activity, RNA polymerase II-specific. The coding region runs from base 1 to 1236 and encodes 411 amino acids. The transcript is spliced from 8 exons. Gene Ontology annotation, biological process: regulation of transcription by RNA polymerase II; neuron differentiation. Gene Ontology annotation, cellular component: nucleus. The record is from RefSeq and is a predicted model, not a curated record. NCBI's taxonomy places the organism in Eukaryota, Metazoa, Arthropoda, Insecta, Lepidoptera, Pyralidae.
AUGUGCUUGACGAUGCCGACGUAUGGAGUUUAUUUCAUUAGACGUGGUGAGGCAGGCGGCGCGAUGGCCUGCGCCGGCUGCGAGAAGCCGAUCCUGGACAAGUUCCUCCUCCACGUGCUGGAGAGAGCAUGGCACGCGGCCUGCGUCCGCUGUGCCGACUGCCGGGCCCCGCUGGCAGACAAAUGCUACUCCAGAGACAACAAGCUCUUCUGCAGGAACGAUUUUUUUAGACGAUACGGCACAAAAUGCAGCGGGUGUGGACAUGGCAUAUCUCCUUCAGACCUGGUCAGAAAAGCGCGAGAGAAGGUUUUCCACCUCAACUGCUUCACGUGCCUCGUGUGCAGGAAACAGCUGUCCACCGGCGAGGAAUUAUAUGUCUUGGACGACAACAAAUUCAUUUGCAAAGAGGACUAUUUGGCGGGCAAGGCGCCGACCACGCAGCAUUCGGACUCGUUACUAGGGUCAGGCUCAGACGAGGAAGAAGAAGACGAAUCCAGGACUACGAACAACUCGAGUAGUCCUGCGCACGCGCCGCACCCCGCGCUGCAUUCAGAGCUAUCGCAUAAUGGCGACACUAAACCUCACGAGGACUCUGAAGAUCAGGGAUCCCUGGACGGAGACCCAGAGACCAGAGACUCACAGGCCGAGAACAAGUCUCCAGACGACGGCAACGGGGGCUCCAAGAGACGAGGGCCCCGGACAACGAUCAAGGCGAAGCAGUUAGAAAUUCUGAAGUCUGCGUUCUCGCAAACCCCUAAACCCACGAGGCAUAUACGGGAACAAUUGGCCAAGGAAACAGGGCUGCCAAUGAGGGUUAUACAGGUGUGGUUUCAAAACAAGAGAUCAAAAGAGCGACGACUGAAGCAACUCACCUCAAUGGGUAGGGGUCCCUUCUUUGGGUCCUCGCGGAAGAUGAGGGGGUUUCCCAUGAACCUGUCCCCAGGGGGUCUGGAGGAAGGCCCGCCGGGGUUCCCCUACUUCGCGACAGCAGAUGGCAAGUUCGAGUUUGGUUAUGGCCCGCCGUUCCACCAUGAUGCGCCAUUCUUCCAUCCUCCACCGACGAUGCCGUUUAACCAGCCAGGUCGUUUCGCAGGUGGAAUGGAAUCGCUGCCGGGCGGCGAGUUUCCCGAGCAGUUCCCGCCUCCGGACCACCUGGUGCUCCCCCGGCCUUCCUCCCCCGAGUUCACCUUCGGCGACGCCCCACCUCCUCUGCAUCCUGAAGGCCUGGUCUGGUAG